Eurytemora carolleeae is the source of this 558-nucleotide messenger RNA. RefSeq lists its product as uncharacterized. The transcript has 8 exons. The record is from RefSeq and is a predicted model, not a curated record. Lineage: Eukaryota; Metazoa; Arthropoda; Copepoda; Calanoida; Temoridae. The coding region runs from base 19 to 534 and encodes 171 amino acids.
AUUUUUGCAGAGUUAGAAAUGAGCGGAACCAAGACCUGUGUGGUAAUCUGUAACCAUUGCAGUAACGAGGUUCAAACUUCUCAAGUAUACCAGAGAACUUUUCCAACAAUAAUAAUAGAUGGGAUAAAAACACGAGUUCUGGGUUCCAAUAAUCAGACCUUGCAAGCUUCAGGAGAGGUAUUGGAUGACUUGAACCUAGCUCCGGGGGAGGUUGAACGAGAAAAGAGCAAGACUCCUGAAGAAGAAGCACAGAUAAAGGCUAAAAAACAGUUCGAAGAGGAUGUCAGGGUUUACAUAGCUAUGGGGAUAAUAGUGGCAAUGGCCGUUAUUAUAACCCUGGUUAAGAUAUACGUAGUUCAGAAUAUGGAACCUAAAGAUCCAAGUCCCACCUUUAAGCCCCUGCAACAGAUGAUAAAAUCCAACUAUAGAUAUAACGGGAAUGGAUAUCUUCCUUGCAAUGGGAAUGUUCCUUGCCAACCUGCCCAUCUGUCCCCUGAGAGGAACGCAGAGAGAAUGGAAGGAGCAAUGUCCUAAUUCAGAAAUAAAUAUUUAAACAUG